UUUUGUUUAUGUCAUGUUCUUUCUUGUUUUGAUUUAUUAUGUUUUAUGUCAUGUUCUUUUUAUUACUUUAUUUCAUGUUUUUUUUGUUUCAUGUUUUUUUUUUUCAUUUCAUGUUCUUUUCUUGGUUGUAUUUAUUUUUCAUUUUGUCCUCAACAUUUUUUUUGUUUUUAUUUUUAUUUUCAAAUUAAUUGUGUGCUUUUUUUUAUUCGUUUUUUUCAUUUAAUGUUCUUUUUAUUUCAUGUCAUGUUCACUUUUGGUUUUAUUUAUUUUUCAUUUUAUGUUCUUUUUAAAAGUGUAAUUAUUAUUUUAAUUAAUUGCAUGGGCGUUUUUGUAAAUUUUUUAAAUUUCAUGUUCUUUUUGGUUGUUAUUAUUUUUUUGUUUUUCAUUUGAUGUCCUUUAUUAUUUUCAUGUUUCUUUGCUAUUUAUUAUUGCUCAUUUAUUUUUCAUAAAAUUUUUUCAUUCUAUAUUUUCAUUUUUAUGUUCUAUUUAAUUUUAUUAAUUUUUCUUCAAGAAAAUUAAUUUCAUGUUUUGUUAUUAUUUUUUAAAACCAUGUUUCUUGUUUUUAUUAUUAUUUCUUUAUUUUGGCAUGUCAUGUUGGUUUUUUGGGGGGUUUUUUUAGUUGAGUUUUCAUUUUUUCUUCAUUCUUUUUUGUCAUUUUGUGUUCUAUUGAUUUUUUUUUAUCCGUUUCAUCUUCUCAUCCCGUCAUCGUAACCGGGCCGACAUUAUGACAUUAUCAACGAUUAAACCUACAUUUUGUUCCAUUUAUGGUGAUUAGAUUAGAGCAUGCCUUUUCAUUUGCUAAAAAGGCUCAUUUCAACCAUGAAUUGUUUUAAUGGUUCGUAAGGCAAAAAGAAUGAAUGUCCUGUGAGAAUAAGUUGAUGAGCUCGUCGGUGCUCAGACGUCAUGGAAACUAAAGGUGAGACUGAUUUUCGCUUGUUUUCUUGCUAUCUUGAAGUGAGAAACGCUCGUAUUAUUUUUCUUACUUAUGAACAAUUUAAUUGUUUUAUUGUUCUCCGCCUCAGGUCACAUGACCACAAAGCUCCAACCUCUUGUCUCCGACUGCCUCCUAAAAUAAUCCUUUCAUGUCGGAUGCUCGUGUCCUUUCUUCCAGAAAGGUCCACCCCCCACCCAUGACCCAGUCACCCCUCACACUGACCCCGGGUCAGAGGAUGCAAGUAUUUCAGGCGUGAGUGCCAUCAAGGCCAUAAAGAGGGAAGUUUGGGAUGCACGGACAAAUCUGUCCAAGGUGGUCCAAGUACAUAUAUACCCCCCCCUCAGACCCCUCCCAGCAGAGACUUCACUGUGUGGAUGCUGUCCUUCACGCUUGGCCGCUUCUCAUUGUCACUUUUGAGACAGCAAACUAGUUGGGAGCACAGCGCCUCGGCUGGUUGAAGCAAGUAUUGCAGUGUAUGAAUUGGCGACGGUGCCAAUGCUAAUCAAUGUGAUUGAUUGUUGACAGAGCCUAAGAAGACGUCAGCAUGUCUGAGGGAAAGAAAAUGACAUCGAGCCGCAGGCAUCACCUGAAGAGUUUGAUGCUGCAGAUCGCUGCUAGCUGGCUGGAGCAGGAAGCUGCCGAGAUUGCCGCCACCAAGGAGGCUCACAUGGCGGAGAAUUGCCCCGCCCCCGACCUGGGCGGCGACCAGGCUUCCCUGAUGGACGUUUGCAAGAAGCUGCAGCAGGUCAUCGACAAGAUCGACGAGGAGCGGUACGACACCGAGGCCAAGGUGGUCAAGGCGGACAAGGAGAUUGAGGAGCUGAAGCUGAAGGUGGUGGAGCUGGCGGGCGUCAAGAAGCCCGCCCUGAAGAAGGUGCGCAUGUCGGCCGACGCCAUGCUGCAGGCGCUACUGGGCGGCAAGCACAAGGUCAACAUGGACCUCAGGGCCAACCUCAAGCAGGUCAAGAAGGAGGUCAAAGAGGAGGCUACAGAGGCGGUGGGCGACUGGCGUAAGAACGUGGAGGACAAAGCUGACAGAAAGAAGAUGUUUGAGGCUUCCUAAAGACUGACUGGCUUUUGUAUUCUUUGGACUUGAUGAUGAUUUUGCGUUUGAAAGGUCACAUGGUUCAUUGAAGGACCUGUCAUUCAUUUCAGUCUAAUGCAAUGCACACAAUAAACCGGCAGGUGUCAGCAGAGAGCGUCCCGCCCCUGCUUUCACUCUGUCCUCAGUCACCUCCGGUAAUCUGAUUACUGCCUCCUCCUCUUCAGCCGGUGAGUAACUGAUUUUUCUUGUCGUUGCUUUCACUUUCAUGAUGUGAACAUGACACGUACGCGGAAAGAGUGAGGGAGGAGAGCGUCAUUUGCACGUCGGGCCGCUAGUUGGAGAUGUGACACAUGCGAGACCGCCGUCUUUUUAUCCCAAAAAGACUCACUUUUCGUAUGAUUCAGUUUGUGUCGAAAAUGUUUGCGGAAUCGUUACAGUAUUGUGUGUGACAAACUUGUCUUUUUUGUCCUGUGCUGUAUCGCUCCGCAAAAUCGAGGUCCCAAACAAAGCGCACACGAGGCCUUGCUGACUCACCGUCCGUGCAUUUUCUUAUGAAGUGUGACUGCUAAAUAACCCGCCACGGGGCCAAAGAAAGUUGGCAGCAAUUUGAUGAAGAAGGUGAGAAACGGGAAGGCGGCAUCAACAAUAAGUUCCAUCCAUUCCUCGUAAUAAUACUGCAAUAUAGUACAAAAAUAAUGUAAUACAAAAAUACUUGAUGUAGUAGAAAUACAUAAAUAUUAUGUAGUAGAAAAAUGAAAAUACUAUGUUGCAUAGUUCAAUACAAAAAU
This is a messenger RNA of Dunckerocampus dactyliophorus (ringed pipefish), 2767 nucleotides long. RefSeq names its product troponin I, fast skeletal muscle-like. The record is from RefSeq and is a predicted model, not a curated record. Gene Ontology annotation, cellular component: troponin complex. The transcript has 7 exons. The coding region runs from base 1479 to 1997 and encodes 172 amino acids. Gene Ontology annotation, biological process: muscle contraction. NCBI's taxonomy places the organism in Eukaryota, Metazoa, Chordata, Actinopteri, Syngnathiformes, Syngnathidae.